Messenger RNA from Penaeus indicus, 2336 nucleotides. Its product is annotated as ATPase family gene 2 protein homolog A-like. Bases 68 to 2332 code for a protein of 754 amino acids. Gene Ontology annotation, molecular function: ATP binding; ATP hydrolysis activity. Gene Ontology annotation, cellular component: cytoplasm. Lineage: Eukaryota; Metazoa; Arthropoda; Malacostraca; Decapoda; Penaeidae. The record is from RefSeq and is a predicted model, not a curated record. The transcript has 10 exons.
AGAUAGUGUAAGAGGAUACUUCCUAAAACUCAUCCAUCAUCAUAUUUAGUAAGAAGACAUUAGAAGCAUGAGUGCUAAAACUAAGACAACCGAGAAGGGAGAGAAGAAGAGCCAGAAGAAGAACGCAAAAAAACGAAAGGAUACCAAAAAUGAGUCUUUAAAUACAACCUUACAGUCAGAGGUCACAAGCAAGGUGGUUUUAAUUCCAAAGGAGAUGCUUCAAGAUAAGACCCUAGAAGGAAUCAGCAGAGUUCAUUCACUUACUGUUUGCAUGUUAAAAGGUCUGGCUGAACAGAAAGGAUUUCUUAAUCACCAGUUUGUAACACUUACAACUAAUGGGGAAGUUUUACCUGCACAUCUUAUAAUUGACAGUAAAAUCAAAGAAAAUUUGGUAAUUAUUAAAGAUGAAACUUCCAAGUUAUUGUGUGAGGGAGAAGAUGUGGUUGUAACCUCACAGUGUUCAAGAUUAUUUGCAGAAGAAGUAAAACUGUGCCUUCUGAAUACUACGGAAUUAUGUGAAUCAGCUGCAUUUUUAGCAUAUUUAAAAGAACAGCUUGUAAAUCAGUGUUUAGUAUUGAGAGUUGGAAUGACUGUUAUCAUCAGUUACUUGAGUCAAGACAUUGUGCUACAAGUGAAGGCUUUGAAAAAUUUUGCAAUUGAUGAUGUUGAUGUGGCAAAAGUUCCUUGCCAAUGUAUACGGCAGACUUGUAUUUAUGUAGAAAACCAGAAAACCUCUGGAGAUAAUGUAGUGGACACAAGAGUAUGCUUUGAUUUCAUAGGAGGUUAUAAAACAAUACUACAAGAUCUACAAGAAGAAAUACAGUUAUUCAUGUCUAAUAGUGGCUCAAAAAUUAAGAAAAUGGAUGGAAUAUUAAUUAGUGGACCAUCAGGAUGUGGGAAGAGUCUGAUAGGAGAAGCAUUGAAAAGUAAAUACAGUACCAAAUUUCUUAGUAUGCAGAUUGAGGAUGUAAAGAGCAAGUUCAUAGGAGAAACAGAGCAAAACCUAAAGAAGCUGUUUGAUAAAGCUGUUGAUAGGGCCCCAUGCAUACUCUUCAUUGAUGAUAUAGACAUAUUGUGUAGCAGCAGAGACCGAAAAGGUUCAACAGGCAUAGUCACUGCUCUUCUACAUUUGAUGGAUGGUGUUACUGGAAAUUCCUCUAGAGGAGUGCUUGUAGUUGCAACAGCAUCAGAUCCUAAGAGCCUAGAUGCUGCAUUAAGAAGACCAGGUAGACUGUCACAGGAUGUGUGCCUUCAGGCCCCAAGUGAAGUGGACAGGCAAGAUAUUUUUGAAAAAAUGCUCUACAGAGUGCCAAGUAACUUGACAGACAGUGAUCUACACAUCCUGGCAGAAAGAACUCCAGGCUAUGUUGGAGGAGACCUGCGAAGGGUUAUAAUGGAGGCAAUAGUUCAAGCAGAUGGGAAGGCAAUAGAUAGAGAAAUGAUACAAACUGCCAUAUCUGUUGUCAGACCAGCAGCUCUCCAAGCUUCAAACACAGCAGAUAGAAAGGUCCAGCUCUCAGAUAUCCAUGGUUACAAUCAGCUGAAGCACCAUUUGCAGGAGUCAGUGAACUUAACUCUCAGUCACAGUGCCAUCUUCCAAGAUUGUGGAAUUUCUCCUCCAUCCAGAUUCUUCUUGUUUGGCCCUCCAGGAUGUGGCAAAACUUCUUUGGUCAUGGCCAUUGCAACGGAAUUCCACCUAAAUGUCAUUCCUGUUAAGCGAUCCACAGUGUUAGGAAAAUAUUUUGGAGAAUCUGAACAGAAUCUUGCAAAAGUUUUCCAGAAGGCUCAGGAAUCAUCUCCUUGCAUUAUACUUUUUGAAAACUUUGAUGGCCUUGCUGGGACCAAAAGUGAUGGAGGUGUUGACGUGGAGAAUCGUAUUAUCAACCAUCUCAAAGUCCAGCUGGAUGGCAUUGUCCGAAAUGAUGGUGUAUUCAUAUUUGCAGAAACAAAUAGGCCUGACUUAGUGAACAAGGAUUUGAUUCGCCCUGGACGAUUCCAUGAGUAUCACUUCAUUGACUUGCCAGAUCAUGAUGAUAGGGAGGCAUUACUGAGUAAAAAUUUAUUGAGCUCACUGCAGGAAAUACCUCUGGAUCAAUUAGUUGAUUUAACAAAAGGAUUUACUGUUUCUGAGAUUAUCCAGUUUUGUGAAGAACUAAGAACACAAGAUAAAGAGAGUGCUGGUUUGAAUAACUUAGAUGACACCAUCAGUAGAGCUUGUAUAGAAGAUGCUUUGGAGACAGUUGUGCCUAACACUUCUCUAAAGAUAAUGAGCAGAUACCAUUCAUUUGCACAGAUAUAUUGUUCAUCAGGAAAUAAAGACACAUUUAGAUAAUUGA